Messenger RNA from Rotaria sp. Silwood2, 759 nucleotides. The record is from the annotation of a GenBank genome assembly. Lineage: Eukaryota; Metazoa; Rotifera; Eurotatoria; Philodinida; Philodinidae.
AUGCAGACUGAAAUCAAUUCUACGUCAAAAACAAUAUUGGGUGAGAAUCAUGAUAGUUAUGCUCUUCCGAUAGAAUCUGGAAAAGCCAUAGCACUAACCAUGAAUUUUCCACAAUAUCAUUCAUCUAUAUCAAAAAUGGCAAUAACUGAAAAUAAUCAAAUUCAAAAUCAACUUUCAAAUGAACAUUCACAUUGUAAUCAUAUUACAACUGAUCCUCAUGGUUGUCUCGACUGUAUAUCAACUAUGUUUGGACCAAAUUAUGCACCAUUUGCUGCAUUCAUGCAUGAAUUUUCUGAAUUUGCACAAACACAAAAGACGAUUGCUAUGAAACAAAAUGAUUUAAUUGAAAAUCUUCUUUCUUAUCAUCAACAACAAAAUUCAAAAAAACCUACAUUAAAUGAACAAGAACUUCAACAUGUUUUUACUUACGGUACAUGGUCAAAUGGAAAAUUAGUUGGUAUUAAUCUUAUAGUCUUAAGUAUUUAUUUGGCAACAAUCCGCGAUGUUACAGAUCCUGUUCUGGCAUUUAUUCGUGCUUAUAGUCGAAUUUAUGGAGAUGAAUUUCAAUACUUUAAAAUAAUUCUUAUUUUGAUUGGUGUUGGUGUUUUAUAUAUCAUAGCCGUAAUUGCUUAUUUUUCUGGUUUAAUUGGACAUUCAACAAUGGUGACUAUAAUUGGAUUGAUAUUUAAUUUACUCGGAUUAUUGAGUUCAGUAAUUCUUGUGUGUAUAGUUUUGUUUAUGGGUGAUCGAGUUAGUUAA